This is a messenger RNA of Sitophilus oryzae (rice weevil), 3082 nucleotides long. RefSeq names its product SID1 transmembrane family member 1-like (gene Sira). The record is from RefSeq and is a predicted model, not a curated record. The transcript has 14 exons. Bases 175 to 2472 code for a protein of 765 amino acids. NCBI's taxonomy places the organism in Eukaryota, Metazoa, Arthropoda, Insecta, Coleoptera, Curculionidae. Gene Ontology annotation, cellular component: membrane.
UUACAUUUAAAUAAUAUUUUUAGGAAUCAAUGUAACUUGUAAAAUGUGCUGGUUAUAAUACCUCAAGAAAGGACCCGAUUUGAAUCAUGUUCAUUUAGAAUAUUUAACAGAAUUGGGGGUGCCAUGACAUCUAAUCCUUGAUAUAUACUGUACAGAGUAAUAUUUCUAGAAGAGAUGGAAGUGUUUUUCUAUUUUGGAGUGUUUUUAUGGGUGAGUUCAACAGCAUCAUCGUUGGCUUUGACAGAAAACAGUUUGACAGUGGUGCCCAGACAGGCAAACUACAGUGAAGUGAUACCUGUAACGCUCAAUGCGACUAUAGAAUAUGUGCUGGUAUAUCAACAAAGUCCAGCUAUCAAUCCGUACACAGUUAGGGCUUGGUGUGAAAAUAUCAACCCCAAUUUACCCGUACAGAUAGUAGUUCGCCAGGCUAAACAAGUGACGUCAUGGACAGUACCGGAAAUGAUCGAAACAACUAAAACUAAACACAUAUUGUAUUUUUAUAAUACGUCAAAAACCAUGUGCCACGAGUCUAUGGACGAGAUAACGCAUAACAAUCCAGAUUUUUCAAUGGGUCCUUUGACCGUAUCUCAGAGUUUCAUCAUGGCACUGUCAACAUCAUCACCAGACAACGUUACGGUUAACGUGGAAUUGAAAGAAGACGAGGAUUUUUACGUUUUCAGGGAUAUCAAGUACAAUAUCACAGUAUCUCCUAGCCAAUCGCGAUACGUUUACUAUAAAUUCGAUAAUUCUUCCGCUGAUACCGUAGUUAUCGAGGUAGAUUCAGAUGAUGACGUUUGUUUGACAGUGUCAGUCCAAGACGGCAGGUGUCCUGUGCUUGAUUCAAACAAAGAUGUUAAAUAUGAAGGGGUCUUUCAAACUGUUAACAGAAAAGGAGCCAUUACUGUAGCUAAACGACACUAUUCACCUGGAUUUUUCCUGGUGUUUGUUGCCAAACCGGACAACUAUGACUGCAGCCAAGAAAGCAACGUCAUACCGCUGAGCAGACUCUCAUCAAUCAUGGACAACAACAUAACCACCUUGCUGACUUUUUCCAUAAAGAACAGCAUCAGUUUGUACGAGUACGCUUACGCUUCUAUAGGUAUAGCUAUCGCAGUAGUCAUUUUUGGGGUGGUCUCUUUAGCUGUCAUUAUAGUUUUUAAUCGGUAUGGAACUAUAUCCAAAGCCAGGACUUACGACAGCAAUAAUGAUGAUUUAGAUAUAAAGAUACAAGAUUAUAUCGAGCCGAAGACCGAUGAGGAGAUCAAUCGAAUUAUACUGUCAAAAGACCUGACAGUAGAUGUGUUUGCCAAAUAUCCCAGAAGAAUUAAACAAAGAUCUUUCAAUUAUUUGUCGCAUACGACGAGCAUAGCACUGUUUUACAGUAUACCUGUUAUUCAGUUGGUCGUCACGUAUCAAAGGGUGGUUAACAUGACAGGAGACCAAGAUUUGUGCUAUUACAACUUCUUAUGUGCACAUCCAGCGUUAUCUUUUAGUGACUUCAAUCAUAUCUACUCCAAUAUUGGUUACAUAUUAAUAGGGAUAUUUUUUAUUUUUGCUGUAAUCGACAGACAACAUAUCAUAAAGAUUACCAAGGAGAAUGGUAUACCAGUUCAUUAUGGGUUGUUUUAUGCAAUGGGUGUUGCUCUAAUUAUAGAAGGCAUCCUGUCGGCUUGUUAUCAUAUUUGUCCAAGUCAAUCGAAUUAUCAGUUUGAUACAAGUUUCAUGUACGUUAUGUCUGUAUUAAUAAUGGUAAAAUUAUACCAAAACCGUCAUCCAGAUAUUAAUGCUACAGCAUACACAACUUUUAGUGUGGUUGGUAUUGCUAUUUUUAUAGCCAUGAUAGGUAUACUAGAUGGUACACUUUUUAUAUGGGUCUUGUUCAUAGUAUCUUAUUCCAUUUUAAUAAUAUUAUUAUCAUUAAAAAUAUACUACGUGAAUUAUGUAGUGAGUGGUGCCAAACAAUUUUAUAUUUUUUAUAAAAAUCAAGGAUUAUGCAUUGAAACGGUCUCGCCCCUAAGAAAAGGUCGUUUUGUGGCAGUUCUUGUAACAAACGUUGCCAAUUUUAGUAUGCUUGGCAUCGGACUUUACAUCUACUUGAACAAUAUAACAGAUUUUGGAACGUUUCUUUUGGCUCUUCUUCUAGGAAAUACAGUAAUUCAUAUAUCGUUUUACACAAUUAUGAAGCUAAUACACAAAGAGAGAAUAUGCUACGAGUCUUUGAUUUUCGGAGUUGUGGGAAUGGCUUUCUGGAUAACUGCUGGAAUAUUCUUCCUAGAUGCUGCCACCUUAUGGACGGUGACUCCAGCUGAAUCGCGGCAGUGGAACCAGGGUUGUAUCUUCCUGAAUUUCUUCGACAAACACGACGUGUGGCAUUUACUGAGCGCACCGGCCCUGUUUUUCACCUUUCUGUAUUUGAUGUAUCUGGACGAUGACAUAUCUGACAAGCCACAAAAGAAAAUAUCAGUAUUCUAAAUAAUAAUAAUAAGCGUUUUGAACAAGUUUUUUUAAUCUAUGAAAUAAUUUUAAGUACUUUUUACUUUCUCCGUAUAUUUUAUAUUUAUGUGACUUUGUUGUAAAGUAAUUGACUGUUUAUUAUUGAUUUUAGAAGUAUUUCUAUUUGUAUUUCUAAGUGUAACAAACCAUAAAUAUAAGUUGUGAUCUCAAAAACAAAUUUUCUGUGCAUGAAACCAAUUUUACUAUAGUUUGUCCAGCAAGAGGAUACAUGAUAGUGACAGUUGUCUCUAUCAUAUUAAUGCACACAUCAAUUAUAUUUUCUGUCAAUUUUUGGAUGUCGUCUGACAAAAUCUAUAAUUAAUAUCAUAAUAUAAUAAUUUUGUAAUAUGUGAGAAGAAGUAUAUAGUGUGAUCAAACAAAAAAGAUAUCAGAAGAGUCGUAAAAGUACUAUUUUAGUACUUCUAGACAGAUUUUACUACAUAUGUCUUUUUUUAUCACACUAUCAUCGUCAGCAGUCAGCAAAUAUAAUUAUAAACAGAUUUUUAUGUAAAUAUACAUUUAAAAUAGGUAUAUAUGACUUUUUCAAUAUGUAUUUUAUAAAUGUUUUCUAAAUAAACUUAUUCCUAAU